Pieris macdunnoughi is the source of this 3999-nucleotide messenger RNA. Lineage: Eukaryota; Metazoa; Arthropoda; Insecta; Lepidoptera; Pieridae. The record is from the annotation of a GenBank genome assembly.
AUGAAUAUGUCUGUCAGCGAUUUAUCAGUAGGAUGUCGAUUUGCAGACUAUUUUGCCAUAUGUGGUUUAGAUUUUGAUUCUGGCUUAGAGACAGACAGACUUUCAGGUGAUAACUUACAUAUAUCUCCAUUAGACCGUUCCUAUAAAGGAAAAGUACUUGCACACUAUCCUGAUAAUCUCCAUAGCAAUGCCUUUGAUGAGCAUGCUGUAUGUAUGCUCUGCUUGCCAACUGGACUCCAAUUCCGCACUCAGAAGCACUCACUAGAACCAAAGUUUCACAGUUUUGUAGUUACUCGAGAAAAUGCAUCAAGAUACUAUGGCUGUAGCCUCAUAUUUUAUGAAGAAGUUAGAAAUCGUAAUAUAUGUAGUGCCAUGCAUACAUUGCAGGCUAUGUACAUUACAGAGUUAUCUAGUGGUCAAACGCCACCAGGGCAUAGAAAGAACUCAGGCAAGGAAAGCUCAAGAUCACUGCCAAGAUCAUUUAAACUAUCACCUCAUACAGGAUCUGCUUUAACAUAUUAUGAUAUAACCAAAGACAAACUUUAUGUAGCCAAAAGUAUAGCUCUCAUAUGCCAAUACCCGUUUAUUCGGGUAGCACAGUUAUUUUUAGAGAAUUUAUUUAGGUCAUUGCCUCGUCAACCAGGGCCAGGUCUAAGCCCUGAAUCAUAUGUAUAUAAUUUAUUAUAUGAAGUGCCAGUACCUUUGCCAGGACAAGCCUUAAGGCUUUAUGUCCCUCCACCAGAGCCACACCUGGAUCCUAUACCAGUUGUGAUAAGAAUGCCAAAUCCACCAGAGGAACUACCCCUUCUUGAUUACCCACUGCGCAUAAUGUUUAACAUUCUGGGUGUUGAAUGUAUUGUCCAAUUGUUUACCUGUGUUUUAUUGGAGCAUCAAGUUUUACUUAGAUCUACUGAUUAUAACAAGCUUAUGCUAGUAGCUGAAUGCAUUGUGUCAUUGUUGUUGCCAUUUACGUGGGCUCACGUAUACGUACCAAUACUGCCCGCGCCACUUUACCAUUUUCUUGAUGCGCCGGUUCCAUUCGUUAUGGGACUACACUCUGAUGGUACAACCAUAGUAGGAUCAAAUGGUCUUAGGAACAUAGCUCUAAGCUCUGAAGCGGCUCUCUGUUUAGUCGAUAUCGAUAAACCAGAUAUUCAGUUACCUGAAGAACUGCCAAUAUUUCCUCAUAGGACGCCUUUUAUUGAAGAACUCAAUCAUGUAUUGGAUAAACACCAGAUACAAAGACCAGAAACAGAGCCAACGAAGCUUGGAGUACCAUUGAAUGGCACAUCGUACAAACAUAUGAAUGACGGGAUGAGUAGCAGCUGUACUUUACCCUCAGGCGGUCUUCGUCGCAAACACUCAUUCCACGAUGUGUUAGAGUGGGAUGAAAGUAGACCGUUAAACGCGUCGCCGCCCGGUUCCCCUACGAGACGACAUCCGAGGAGAUUAGACGCCUUGCAACGGAUCGUUGAUAUUGUUAAGCGUACUGGUGUCAAUAUAGACGAUGUUGAUUCAGAGACAGUGAUGCCAACGACCAAGAAAAUAAUACUCAACGAUGAAGAUCAAUACAAUGAAGACAUUCGUUUUAAUAUAGGGAUACGAGAAACGUUCCUCAAUCGAUUCGUUCAUAUGUUCCUAAUGUAUGAGAACUUCGUUAUUAUGCCUGAUCAGGAUCGGGAUUCAUGGCUGUCUUCCCGCGAGUCUAUGGUGAAUUUUGAUAAAGCAUCAUUUUUGUCCGACCAACCCCAAAGGCAUAGACCAUUCCUUUCACGUUUUUUGGAAACUCAGAUGUUUGCGACCUUAAUCGACAACAAAAUUAUGGCGAAUUGGGGUGAAUUUGAUGCGAAUCUCCAAGUAUUUGAGCACAGGAUUAAAAUUGUUAGACGUCGUCUGGGUGAAGGGGGACUAGCUACACGCGGUUACAGCGUGUGGGCCGGCGCUGCCUCCGCUAAUAGUGUAUGGAGCCCCGCUGAAUUGGAAGUUUUGGCCCCGGGGGAAAGGCUUCCGCAUCGAGCUGCGUACUAUCGAGCGUUUCCUGUCCGUUUAGACGCGAACGCACUCGCACCCCCUCCAACGUCCGAUCGAAGAACAAAUAGUUUGAAGAGAAUCAAAAAUGCCAAAUGGCAGGUUAAAGAUUGCCCCCCAGAGUUGCUACUCGGUGAUAUUGGAAGGCGUCUGUCGACUGAUGUUACACCAGCGGCAAUUGCACAAAAUAAUAGGACCUUUGUUGAGAAACUUCUUAAGGAGUGCAAGAGUAAAACAAAACGAAUGCUCCUAGAGAAGAUGGGUACAGAAGAGAGUGACUUAGGCUUAGGUUCGGAAGUAUCAAUUACAGGAAUAGAAGAAAGCACAAUGAUAGCGUCAUUGUGUGAUUUAUUGGAACGACUCUGGUCUCAUGGACUCCAGCAUAAGAUGGGGAAGUCAGCUCUGUGGAUGCAUUUAAUGAAUUACCAAGAGUUGGAACAGUGUAGUAAUAAUUCAAAGGCAAUUGAUCCUAAUUAUUUGACUCCAGCUUUAGCUUGGUGUGUUUUACGAAAACGAUUGGAUUACCUAUCAUCAGUGGGUGCUGAAGUAGAGGCCCAGCAGUGCACAAGCACAAAUCGAUCCAGGGACAGCUCUCGAGGUGGAUCCCGAGAUAGCUCUCGAGACAGAUUGAGUAACUCCAGCACAUUGGAACGGAGGUCGUCCCAGCCUCAUAAUCCUUUACGAGCGUUGCCUGAAAAUCUCACGUUUGACAUGAGAAAUGUACAAGCCAUGACAGAUAUAAAAACCGAAAUAGGUUACGCCCGUGCGUGGGUGCGACUGUCGCUAGAAAAGAAGCUGUUAUCAAAACAUCUAAGAGAACUUCUCUCUGACACAACAUUACUAAGGUCCCAGUACAAAAGGACUGCGUUCUUGCGAUGCGAAGAGGAGAGAGAACAAUUUCUAUACCACUUGUUAACGUUGAAUGCUGUUGACUAUCACUGUUUUACGAAUACGUAUCCAACUACAAAGUUACCAUAUAGGGUACUCAUAGUGCCGUCGCGUAAGGCAAGUCAAACGACUGCCAACUGCUGGCUGUCCAUAUCUGGCGCUAAUGGAGAAUCGACACCAAAGAUACCUAUUCCACGAAACACUAACGAAUUUGUUUUUCAUCAUAAGAAUCUCGGAAUCCUUUCCACGUUACGAAUUGGUCACGACAACUCGGGCUUGUCGCCACGGUGGUUACUGGAUCAUAUAUAUGGGAGAAACGAAGUCACUGGUCAUACAUAUUUAUUCCCAUGCAACAGAUGGCUAGGGACAGGCGUAGAUGACGGGUCUACUGAAAGGGUGCUUGUAGCAGCCAGAUCUCGGCAACGUCAGUCCAGGCAAAGUGAACAGGCGCAAGCGGCUCUUUCCCCUACUACAACGCAUUUAUCAACCUCUACUAUACAGCAUAUGAUUGGUGAUUGCGUUAAUGCAAUAGUUAAAUGGCAUUAUCAAACAAAGCGGGAGAAAGACGCCAACUCACUCAGCGUGUUAUUGUGUGGCGAGAAUGGUUUGGUUAAAUGUUUGGAGCAAGCGUUUCUGUGUGGUUUCAAAUCUGCAAGACUGUUUGGGAAGAAUCUCUUUAUUUGGGACUAUUUUAUGAGAGUGAAAGACGAAUUCAAGAUGAGCUUGUGUGAUGAGGGGAAUUUACAAGGGAACAAGAGUUGUGGCGUUGCGUACAAUUGCCGGCAGGACCAGGAGCACAGAGCUAUAUGGAGGUGUUAUUGCCACUUAAUGGACGAGAUCAAUUCGGUUGGAAGGACUCUGGGAAAGGAUGGGAAGUUCCAGUUAUUUGUUUGUCUCAGCUUGCGUGAACAUUGGCUUCAUAGAAUGCUUGUACCGAUGUCAAUGACCCGCGUGACCACAGAAAUGUAUGAAGAACAAAGCUUCCUUCGUAAGCGUGGUUUACUUACGUUUUUGAGGCAAAUAUUGGAACCGCUAGAUGAAUUUGAUAUUGUUCUAGAAAACUCGUUAACUCAAGGUAUUUAA